This is a messenger RNA of Malassezia pachydermatis, 351 nucleotides long. Its product is annotated as atg8-essential for autophagy. Lineage: Eukaryota; Fungi; Basidiomycota; Malasseziomycetes; Malasseziales; Malasseziaceae. Gene Ontology annotation, molecular function: phosphatidylethanolamine binding. Bases 1 to 351 code for a protein of 116 amino acids. The record is from RefSeq and is a predicted model, not a curated record. Gene Ontology annotation, biological process: cellular response to nitrogen starvation; macroautophagy. Gene Ontology annotation, cellular component: fungal-type vacuole membrane; autophagosome; cytosol. The transcript has 5 exons.
AUGCGAUCAGCAUUCAAAAAAGAACAUACUUUCGAACAACGAAAGCAAGAGUCGGAGAGGAUCCGCGAGAAAUACUCGGAUAGGAUUCCUGUUAUUUGCGAAAAGGCCGAAAAGACAGAUAUCCCUACGAUCAGUAAGAAGAAAUACCUUGUCCCAAAUGACUUGACGGUGGGCCAAUUUGUAUAUGUGAUCCGGAAACGAAUCAAGCUGGCGCCUGAAAAGGCGAUCUUUAUAUUUGUCGGCGAUAUUUUACCUGCUACCGCGGCACUAAUGAGCGAUAUCUAUAAUGAGUACAAAGAUGAGGAUGGCUUUCUAUAUGUGAGCUACUCAGGAGAGAACACGUUUGGCUAA